AUUUAUUGAUAUAUUUUCGAUGCAAACUAUUAAAAAGUGCACCAGAAAUGUAUAGAAUAAUAAACUAUCUAAUUUUAGAAUAGUAAUGUUUCAAUAAGAAAAUAUUUCAGCAGAAGCUAUUCAUGAAAAAGAAAUCAUACAAUUAGUAAAUUUAGAAGGAAUGAACUUCAACAUAAAAACAAUUAUUCCAUGAAAUUGUUUAAAAUAGUACUCUAAUAUUAAAAUCAAUAGGUGAUACUAAAAUUUAGAGGAUUUAUAGUCAAAAGAAAGAUCCUUACAAUUAGUAUAAAUAAAAUUAUAUUUGUGUGAUUUAUUU
Molecule: messenger RNA, 316 nt
Organism: Paramecium sonneborni
Lineage: Eukaryota; Ciliophora; Oligohymenophorea; Peniculida; Parameciidae
Source: the annotation of a GenBank genome assembly